GGUAGCCUGGUACUAGUUUGUUAUCACCAAAAACCUAAACUUUGCAUUUUCCUCAUUCUCUCUUGUCUCAGUCUCUUCAGUUUUGAAAGAGAAUCGAUCGGAGAUGGCGAGCAGCGCGGUGGACGCAGCAGGAGAUCCGAUCCCGACGUCGGCGGUGCUGACGGCGGCGGCGAAGCACAUUCAGUUCAGGUGUCAAGAGGAGAACGUGGCCUUCCUCAAGUGCAAGAAGAAGGACUCCAAUCCCGAGAAAUGUCUCGACCAGGGUCGCCAGGUCACUCGCUGCGUCCUCUCCUUGCUGAAAGAUCUUCAUCAGAGUUGCACGAAAGAGAUGGAUGAAUACGUAGGAUGCAUGUAUUACAAUACAAAUGAAUUUGAAUUAUGUCGCAAAGAGCAGGAGAAAUUCGAGAAAAAAUGCCCAUUGGAAUGAGAACAUACUGCUUGCCCCACCAUGAUUGCAAUAAUAUAUGCAGUACGUGUGCAAUGAGCAAAUACUAUUGCGUACAAUUUCAGUAGAUCUUGUUUUUGGAUCUGGGAUGUUUUCUAUCUGUAUGUCCAAAUUUUGCUUGGGGAAUGCUUCCUAGCCGGAAAUGUUUCAACUUAUUAAGCAUAAAGGAUUACUUCUAUUGUAGUUGGAA
This is a messenger RNA of Argentina anserina (silverweed cinquefoil), 635 nucleotides long. RefSeq names its product NADH dehydrogenase [ubiquinone] 1 alpha subcomplex subunit 8-B. Gene Ontology annotation, biological process: mitochondrial electron transport, NADH to ubiquinone. The record is from RefSeq and is a predicted model, not a curated record. The transcript is spliced from 3 exons. Bases 104 to 427 code for a protein of 107 amino acids. Lineage: Eukaryota; Viridiplantae; Streptophyta; Magnoliopsida; Rosales; Rosaceae.